AUGUCUGAUUUACUUAAUUAUUCCAUUAUGCACCCAAGAUCACCAGUGUCAUCCAAUGUGUCAUCAUUCAGUAGUCCUAAGAUGAGUCACAAUGCACCACCUCAAAAUACAGUCUUGCCACCUAUUAAUACCCUUAUGCAAUCUGCAUCAGUAUCAUCACAACAGCUAGAACAUUCGCCAGCUUCACACAUCAAAUUGCCGCCAAUUAGUCCUUCAAAUUAUACAUUAACCAGACCGGGCUUGCCAAGCUCAAUUUCGGUUUGCUCGUAUAGUGCUGGUGGCUGUUCACAACUUACAGAGUCAAACUUGUCCCACUUCCAAUCCAAUAGAGAUUCACAUGGAUUGGGUUUAUUGAGCUCUGCUAUAUUUUUGGAACAACAACAGCAACAACAACAACAAAAGCAGCAACACCAACUCCAGCCAAGCUCAAGAUCUUCAUCAGUCCCAUCAUUGGCCUCAUCAGCUUCUUCGAUUACUUCAUAUUUGUCAUCACCAGCAACACCUGAAUUGGUCCAUGCCAAUAUCCAAAACCAGCAACCAACACCAGUUGCCACACCAAAAUCAACGUCCAUCUCAUCAUCAAAUAAGCCAGCUUCUUCAUCAUCAUCUUCCACCACAAACAAAAGAAGGCAGAGACUUGGCCCAUCAUGCGACUCAUGCCGUGCUCGUAAAGUCAAAUGUAAUGCCGAAAUUGCGAUUUUAUCUCCAUCCACCACAUCACUUGCAUCCACAUACAACCUUACUUCACAACAACUCGAUACAUUAUCAACAACCCACAAAUUAUGUAUGGGAAAUUUCCAACUCCUAUAUGUCAAUGAAAAAUACAUUCAAUUCAAACCUUGCAAUUCAUGUGUUGGUAAGAAAAUCGAUUGUCGUUUCUCCAAUGGGUUCACUAAGGAAGAUAUUUUGAGUAAUAAAAAGAAACUGAAGAAAUCUUCCAGUGCUGGGAAAGUUACCAAGGAAGCUACUAAGAAAUUUGGCAGCAAGAAUGCCAGUGGUGUUUGUUUGGAUAAAUUAUUAAACUGUGGUGCUUUGACUGAAGCCCAAGUUGGUAUCACUGCAUAA
This is a messenger RNA of Lodderomyces orthopsilosis Co 90-125, 1065 nucleotides long. It is a transcript of the gene SUT1, whose product is annotated as Sut1p. Gene Ontology annotation, molecular function: DNA-binding transcription factor activity, RNA polymerase II-specific; zinc ion binding. The record is from RefSeq and is a predicted model, not a curated record. Bases 1 to 1065 code for a protein of 354 amino acids. Lineage: Eukaryota; Fungi; Ascomycota; Pichiomycetes; Serinales; Debaryomycetaceae. Gene Ontology annotation, biological process: regulation of DNA-templated transcription. The transcript has a single exon.